AUGGCUCCAUCCAUUCACGCUCGAAUCGCGAGUUAUGCUGCCAGUCACCCCUUCGUCGCGACGUUGGUGGCCAUCGCAGUAUGUCUGGGUACUACAUUUCUGAUCAUACGGGAAAUCUUCACGCCAACUGGGAAGCGUCGAGCACCGCCGGGAAAAACGUGGCGGCUUCCCCCAGGACCCAGAGGGGUCCCUAUAUUUGGGAGUCUUAGUGUGAUGAGGGCUGCACGGGACGAUCCAAACUCCACAGUACACACAGACCUCGCUCGCUUUGGUGAGAUGACCACGCUGCAUAUGGGAUCUAAGACGUGGGUUAUGUUAAACAGCAAACGCGUCGUGGCGGAGAUUAUCGCAAAAAGAGGAACAAUCACAAAUGGUCGAUCGCCCAUGCCCGUCGCGAGUGGUAUCGUCAGUCGUAAUGGCCGUUCCUUGUUACUCCCGCCUUCAGGAUGGACAGAAAAACGUCGUGUCAUGCACUCUCUGCUCAGCGGCACAGCUUUGAAGCAAUAUGGCUCGUGGCAGGAGUUGGAAAGUACCCAGCUCCUGGCCGAGUAUCUUUACAAGCCGAAGAGGUGGUAUUCCCAUCACUAUCGGUAUGCCAAUUCAGUGGUGCAUCGCAUUGCACUAGGCGAGCGUCUGGUCAAGACCGGCAAAGAGCUAGCUGCCUUGCAAGAUUCGGUCACAUACUUCGUGGGGAGUAUUGGGUCCAGUCUGAUUGACUGGUUCCCCGAGUUAGAUGCACUACCAAAGCCCCUGCAAUUUUGGCGCAAACACUGGGAAAAGCAGGGCCAGUGGAACUACGAGGUAUUUCGCUCGUGGUGGGUACCGGCGCGCGAGCAGAUCGACGCGGGUAUUGCGCCGCCGUCAUUCGUCCGGGAUGUUCUCCUGCACGAAGAUACCAAGUUUACCGGCGAUGACCAAGAGGCUAUGUAUGUGGCGAUGCAGCUCAUCGAGGCAGGUAGCGAUACCACUCGUGAAGCUCUGAAUAUCUUCGUCAUGUCCGCAUUGUGCCACCCAGAUGUGUUCCAAAAGGCACGCGCAGAGGUGGACCGGAUCUGUGCAGCCGAUCCAAGUAACUUACGGCUACCUGGAAUCGCAGAUAUGGAGCAAUUGCCUUACAUCUGUGCCAUAAUCAAAGAGAUUCUGCGCUGGAGACCGAUUUUUCCGUUCACGCCAGACCAUGUGCUGACAACGGAUUUGGAAUUCGAGGGAUAUCACUUCCCAGCCGGUGUUGGUUUUGUGAUUAAUGGAAUUCCAGUGGCCAAUGAAUGCGAAGAACCAGAAGCCUUUAAACCCGAGAGAUGGCUAGAUGGACAUGAGACCGAUGCUGCGCAUGGGCUUUGGCAGUUUGGAGGUGGUCGACGUAUUUGUGUAGGAUACCGUCUUGCUCAAAGAGGGCUCUUUAUCAACAUCGCUCGACUGGCAAUGUGUUAUGACUACGCAGCGGAUGGUCCAUUUGACUCACAUCGACUCAACCAUCAUCGUACGGACGAGCCCUUCCCAGUGAAGGUGACGGUGAGGAGUGAAGAGCACGCCAAACUCAUUAUCGAAGAGGCAACCCGAGAAGGUGUUUUGGAAGUUGCAAAGAGCCUGAAUGACGAGUAG
Molecule: messenger RNA, 1602 nt
Organism: Penicillium paradoxum
Lineage: Eukaryota; Fungi; Ascomycota; Eurotiomycetes; Eurotiales; Aspergillaceae
Product: cytochrome P450
Exons: 3
Coding region: 1-1602 (533 amino acids)
Molecular function (GO): heme binding; iron ion binding; monooxygenase activity
Source: RefSeq, a predicted model, not a curated record